Molecule: messenger RNA, 4025 nt
Organism: Scophthalmus maximus (turbot)
Lineage: Eukaryota; Metazoa; Chordata; Actinopteri; Pleuronectiformes; Scophthalmidae
Gene: kcnd2
Product: potassium voltage-gated channel, Shal-related subfamily, member 2
Exons: 5
Coding region: 413-2206 (597 amino acids)
Biological process (GO): protein homooligomerization; potassium ion transmembrane transport
Cellular component (GO): membrane; voltage-gated potassium channel complex
Molecular function (GO): A-type (transient outward) potassium channel activity; protein binding
Source: RefSeq, a predicted model, not a curated record
ACAAACGUCGCCUCGUCUCUUGCAGCCGAACAUCCUCUGUUCUCCCUCUGUGGCCCGGUCCGGUCCAAACAGGUCCGGUCCGGCUCGGCGAGCACCUCCUCUCCCGGCAGCGGAGCACCGACAGAGUCCGACAGGCAGAGCCGGGGGCAGCGCGGCUGCGGCGGGUCGGUGCCAGCUCCGUGUCCCGGUGCCAGCUCCGUGUCCCGGUGCCAGAACUUGUUACUGCAGGAAACAAACACUGACACCGAGCAGAACGUCUGGGUUUGUUUGUUUGUUUGUUUGUUUUACGCGGGUUCUUGAGCCUUUCUGUGGUUUUACGCACCGAUUUCGUGCGUAAAAUUCUGUUUCCUGGAGAAACUCGGUGCGUUGGUUCCAUCUGUUUCCCGACCCGUGUCGGUGCUCCGGGAGCAGGAUGGCAGCGGGAGUCGCGGCGUGGCUGCCGUUCGCCCGCGCCGCAGCCAUCGGAUGGAUGCCGGUGGCCAGCGCGCCGAUGCCGGUGCCGCCGAGGGAGAAGCGCCGCGGACCGGGCGGCCUCAUCUUGCUGAACGUGAGCGGCGCGAAGUUCCAGACGUGGCGGGACACGCUGGAGCGGUACCCGGACACGCUGCUGGGCAGCACGGAGCGCGACUUCUUCUUCCACGAGGAGACCAACGAGUACUUCUUCGACCGCGACCCGGACAUCUUCCGCCACAUCCUCAACUUCUACCGCACCGGGAAGCUGCACUACCCGCGGCAGGAGUGCAUCUCCGCGUACGACGAGGAGCUGGCGUUCUUCGGCAUCAUCCCGGAGAUCAUCGGUGACUGCUGCUACGAGGAGUACAAGGACCGGCGGCGGGAGAACCAGGAGCGGAUCCAGGACGACGAGGAGACGGACCCGGCCAACGAGCCGGUGCCCCCGGACAUGAGCUUCCGGGAGACCAUGUGGCGCGCCUUCGAGAACCCGCACACCUCCACCAUGGCGCUGGUCUUCUACUACGUCACCGGCUUCUUCAUCGCGGUGUCGGUGAUGGCCAACGUGGUGGAGACGGUCCCGUGCGGCGCCGCGCCGAACCGCGUCCAGCAGGUGUCUUGUGGCGAGCGGUACGCGCUGGCCUUCUUCUGCCUGGACACCGCGUGCGUCAUGAUCUUCACGGUGGAGUACCUUCUGCGCAUGCUCGCCGCGCCGAGCCGCUACAAGUUCGUGAAGAGCGUGAUGAGCGUCAUCGACGUGGUGGCCAUCAUGCCCUACUACAUCGGCCUCGUCAUGACGGACAACGAGGACGUGAGCGGCGCCUUCGUGACGCUGCGCGUCUUCCGGGUGUUUCGGAUCUUCAAGUUCUCGCGACACUCCGCGGGACUUCGCAUCCUGGGCUACACGCUGAAGAGCUGCGCGUCGGAGCUGGGCUUCCUGCUCUUCUCCCUCACCAUGGCCAUCAUCAUCUUUGCCACCGUCAUGUUCUACGCUGAGAAAGGUUCCAGUGCCAGCAAGUUCACCAGCAUCCCGGCCUCCUUCUGGUACACCAUUGUCACCAUGACGACACUGGGUUAUGGCGACAUGGUUCCCAAGACGAUCAUGGGAAAGAUCUUCGGCUCCGUCUGUUCUCUGAGCGGCGUCCUCGUCAUCGCUCUGCCCGUCCCCGUCAUCGUGUCCAACUUCAGUCGCAUCUACCACCAGAGUCAGAGGGCGGAGAAGAGACGCGCCCAGAAGGCGUCAAAGGAAGCAGGACGAGCGUUGGUGUGCAACACCAACCCGACCUUCGAGGUGCAUCACCAUCACCUGCUGCACUGUCUGGAGAAAACCACGAACCACGAGUUUGUGGACGAGAAGCCGUUGUUGGAGUCGAGCUGCAGGGAUCUGACGCUGGUGAAGCAGGUUUCUCCUUCCUCCUCCGUCUCCUCCUCUUCCUCACGUCACGGACUCACUUCCUGCUGCGCCCGCAGUAAGAGGAAAACCUUCAUCGUCCCAAACUCCAACACGACGGUGGGUCUGAGGGGAAACGUCCAGGAGCUGAACACCAUCCAGGUCCACGAGGGAAACUACAGCAACAGUCGAUCCAGUAAGUCGAGUCUGAACGCCAAGUUCGAGGAGACGGUUCCGUUGAACUGUGACCUUCCGUACGUCACCGCCGCCGCCGUCGUUGUCAGCAACGCCACGCCCGAAGGCGGCCAAUCAGCCGGCUCCACCGACUACACCCAGGCCAACAUCAUCCGGGUGUCAGCGCUCUAGAUGAGACCAUGCGGUAGCUCCGCCCACCGACAGGAAGACGACGCCGGAGCGUCGGGUUCGAUCACAGUCAAACCUUCCUCUGACUCCGCCUCCUCUGACUCCGCCUCCUCUGACUCCGCCUCCAGCAGCGUAACGUCACAGAAGAGAAAUGUUGCUCUUCUCAUUCUCAUGUGAAUUUAAAUCGCUUCUCCAAACGUUACGACUAGAGACACAAAGCGUUUGAUGCUGACCUUGAUUUCUUUGUUUUAAUUGAGACACUGUAGGACGUUCACUGUUGACCACCUCACCUGUUCAGCUAGCAUAGCACAAAGACUCAACGAGCUAACAGCUAAGCUAACAGCUAAGCUAACACCAAACACUUCAAAACUGGAGCCGGAUCCAGACGUUAUAGAGAAGCGCGAGUUGUCGUCAGGUCUUUGUUUCAGACUCAAGUCUUCCAGAGCUUCCACAUGUCACGUAACAAACAGGAAGUGAGGUCACCAUGUGGACACAAACUGGUCUCACAUCAGAUCUUCAUCUUCAUCUUCCUCUUCUUCUUCAACAACGUGGAUGUGAAAGAAAUUUAAGUGAAUAUAUGAUGAAAUUUUAAAUGCUACAUUUUGAAAUAAUUUCAACUUAAUUUCAUUCUAAAUGUGAUAAUUCAUUUUAUUUAAAUGUCUUUAUUCUUUUAUUUAUUAUGAAAAAUAUUUAUUAUUUUUAAUGAAUGCACUUUUUUAUAUUUUCUUAUUAUCAGUUGCUUUAUGUUUUGUGUGUGAACGUGUGACGAAGACGAGGGACAAAGACGCGUCUGGUGAACAAUGUUCUUCCUAAAAUGACGAACUCGUCCUUUAAUGCCUCGCCGUCGAUACAGACAAACCUCUGAGCAUGUUCUGUGUGUGUGUGUGUGUGUGUGUGUGUGUGUGUGUGUGUGUGUGUGUGUGUGUGUGUGUGUGUGUGUGUGUGUGUGUGUGUGUGUGUGUGUGUGUGUGUGUGUGUGUGUGUGUGUGUGUGUGUGUGUGUGUGUGUGUGUGUGUGUGUGUGUGUGUGUGUGUGUGUGUGUGUGUGAUCCUGACUGUGUAAUCACAUUUAUCUGAUCUGAUUGAUCUCUUCCUCUCUACUGUAAAGAAACAUCAAAAUCAUGAAAAACUCUUUAGUCUUUAAACAUCGACGAGUCUUCAGGUGAAUCUUUUUUCUGAUGUUCGGUUUGAACCUCGUGAACGUUUCUACGUCUCAUCAGGACCUGGAUCAGGAUCAGGAUCAGGACCUGGACCUGGAUCUGGACCUGGAUCUGGACCUGGAUCAGGACCUGGAUCAGGACCUGGACCUGGAUCAGGACCUGGAUCAGGACCUGGAUCAGGACCUGGACCUGGAUCUGGACCUGGAUCUGGACCUGGAUCAGGACCUGGAUCAGGACCUGGAUCUGGACCUGGAUCUGGAUUCAUCUGCUGUUUGAACUUUCAUCUCUGACGUUUCAGUUCUGAUUUUAAAAUUAUCUUGUUGUUGAUUUUCUUCAGAUGAAUUAAAAUCAGAUCAAAUUGUUUUUUUAGAUUAUUAAUAUUAUUAUUAUCAUUAUUAAUAUUAUUAUCCUUCUUUGGAAACGGAGGUGAAGUAGAAUAUUUACAGGAUUAUGAAUUCUUUUGAUCACCGUUGCUCGUGUGUUGUGAUGGUUUGUCGUCGUGAACAUUGUUUUUCAUGUUUCAUCUUAAUUUCCAUAAGAAGUUCGACUGCAUGAGUCUGGAUCAUCAAUUAUUACUUCUGCUUGUGUUGUAUUGAUACAGAUAUGAAUUAUUGAGAAUAUCAAAUAUUAAAAAGAGAAGUAAAACAUGGUCCCUUUAAAACA